Schistosoma turkestanicum is the source of this 1195-nucleotide messenger RNA. Lineage: Eukaryota; Metazoa; Platyhelminthes; Trematoda; Strigeidida; Schistosomatidae. The record is from the annotation of a GenBank genome assembly.
GUCAAUUGUAGGUCAAGCUAUCAUGAGUCUUCCUGGAUGUUGGUUAGUUUCUGUAUGGGUUCGAGUUCUCAAAAUGCUAGAAUGGUAUUUCUCAAGCUCGAUAUUUAGUCAAAGCAUAAUACUAAUUGGCAACGAUCAUCUCAUUCGUCGUUAAAACAAACUACAAUGGCUUUUCACAUGUUAUUUUUAGGUUAUCACUAUCAAUGAAUCAGGCAAACAUUUUAUACUCCACCUAAUAGCUAGGAAUAUCUCGCAUCCGGUGAUAAGUUCCUUGGCCUUUAAAUAAUAACUAAAGGUUCGGGUCGUAUAUUAUCUUAUUUGACCGAAUUUCCCUCAAAUUCAGCAGAUUAGGUUGUAACUGCAAGUGACCUUGAAAAUAUCUUUUUAUGACGGAUUUUACACUCGUUAAAAUGAUGCCCAUAUUAUAUGAAGGGUCUGUUGAUAAAAAAGCAUUUUAUAAAUGGUCAAAACCAUCUAAUCAUUUUAACGAAUAAGUGAACAAUCAGCUUGAUUCCCUUAGCCACUAACUUUAGUAGUAUAUUCGGCUUUAACCGAAAUUUUACAUGUAAAUGAUGCCACCUGUUUAUGCAAAUAACACUAGUUACUCGUAAAAAGUUAAUUACUUUUGUUUCAUUAAUCAGAACUGAUAUCUAUCGUACGUUACCUAAUAAUUUCGAGGACCUAGACUGUGAGUAUGGCUGACAAUUAUAAAACUGCUGAUUCCGAGUCGGUUACUGAUGGAGACGUUCGGUCUACCACAUCACAAAAUGACCAUGCCAAUCAGCCACGAGACCCUCAUGCGGUGGGGAAAAAAAUAAAUGAGUACCAGGCACUAAUGAGUUUAAUCAAAGGUAAUAUUGGCACUGGCAUACUUUCUAUGCCAGUUGUCCUGAAAUAUGCUGGUCUAUGGACUGGGUUUACUAUGAUCAUAUUAUCUGGGAUUUUGUCAACGUACUUAAUGCAUGUUCUUUUGAGAACUGCUAAUGCAGUCCAGCAAAGACAUAAUUGGGAUAGAUCAAGAAUGGAUUAUGCGGAAACUGCAUUUCUAGUGCUCAAAUAUGGUCCACAAAAAUUAAGAAAACCCAAAGGGAAGUUAAAACAUACAGUUAAUGGAUUUUUGAUUGUGACACAAAUUGGCUCAUGUUGUGUUUACACCUUAUUUAUCACGGAAAAUAUUCGUUAUGUAGGUUUAUGA